AAUAAAACUGUGUAGGCACCACAAUUAUAAAGCCCCACUUCAGCGCAUCCACGUCAUCAUCCUCAACCUCAACCUCUCCGAGCCAGCGAGCGAGAACCAGACUCAAGAAGAAAACGUGUUGUGUUAGUGUUACCCCUUUCUCUUUUUCUCUCUUUCUUGAAUUUGGCGCGUGCGUUUCGAUUCUUCUUCCGAAUCAGAGGGAUUCUGGAUUUCUUGUUGAAGAUGCGACGCUCUUCUGCAUCCAAAAAGUCGGGUCAAUCCAAUUCCACUCCCAACGCCGCCGAUCUCUUCCGCUCUGCUUCAAGUAAGGCAAGCUCGAAGGAAUCAGAACGAAUUGAUAGUCUAUUCUAUUCAUAUGCCAAUGGGUCUACCGGGUUGAUUGACCCAGAAGGAAUUGAAACACUUUGUGCUGAUAUGGAGGUGGAUCAUACAGAUGUGAGGGUUUUGAUGCUUGCAUGGAAAAUGAAAGCUGAGGAGCAAGGAUAUUUUACCUUGGAUGAGUGGAGGAGAGGCUUAAAAGCAUUAAGGGCCGAUACAGUAAGUAAAUUGAAGAAGGCACUUCCAGACCUAGAAAAAGAGGUCAGGAGGCCAUCGAACUUCACAGAUUUCUAUUCUUAUGCUUUCCAAUAUUGUUUAACAGAGGAGAAACAGAAAAGCAUUGAUAUAGAGAGCAUUUGUGAGUUACUUACUCUUGUUUUGGGUUCAACAUUUCCAGCCCAAGUCAACUUGUUUGUGGAAUAUUUGAAGGCUCAAAAUGAUUACAAGGUCAUAAACAUGGAUCAAUGGAUGGGAUUUUUCCGUUUUUGCAAUGAGAUAAGUUUUCCAACCCUUAAUGACUAUGAUCCUGAACUUGCCUGGCCCUUGAUCCUGGAUAAUUUCGUUGAAUGGCUGCGAGAAAAGCAAAAAUAGCCUGAUAAGUUGGCUGAUUCUCUGUAACUGCAACCAUUGAACCCCUUUUAAGAGAAACUGUCGGAUUCUGCAACUAAAUCAGAUAGAUAUGCCUUGUGGCUCCGUUUAUUGUACUUAACAAGUUGUUGUUUUUUUGUUGGCCCAGUUUCUUACUUUGGGCAUUUUAAACACAAACCAUUAUUACUUCUGUUUAAAUUUUCCAUUAUAUGGUAUAGGCGCAGUUGAGGCUAGAUACAAGUUUUACGUUGUGAUCACUGCCAAUGCCAACCACAUUUAUCAUACAUAAGAGCUUUUAUAGAACUGAAUUGAGUAUGAUCAGUUUCA
This is a messenger RNA of Glycine soja, 1233 nucleotides long. Its product is annotated as DCN1-like protein 4. Gene Ontology annotation, cellular component: ubiquitin ligase complex. Bases 223 to 909 code for a protein of 228 amino acids. Gene Ontology annotation, molecular function: ubiquitin conjugating enzyme binding; ubiquitin-like protein binding; cullin family protein binding. The record is from RefSeq and is a predicted model, not a curated record. NCBI's taxonomy places the organism in Eukaryota, Viridiplantae, Streptophyta, Magnoliopsida, Fabales, Fabaceae. The transcript has 10 exons. Gene Ontology annotation, biological process: positive regulation of ubiquitin-protein transferase activity; protein neddylation.